Enhydra lutris kenyoni (northern sea otter) is the source of this 1029-nucleotide messenger RNA. Its product is annotated as melanoma-associated antigen B4-like. The record is from RefSeq and is a predicted model, not a curated record. Gene Ontology annotation, biological process: negative regulation of transcription by RNA polymerase II. Bases 1 to 1029 code for a protein of 342 amino acids. Gene Ontology annotation, cellular component: nucleus. The transcript has a single exon. Lineage: Eukaryota; Metazoa; Chordata; Mammalia; Carnivora; Mustelidae.
AUGCCUCGGGGCCAGAAGAGUAAGCUCCGUGCUCGUGAGAAACGCCGCCAGGCCCGAGGUGAGCCCCAGAGCCUUGAGGGUACUCAGGCCACUGCAGCAAAUGUUGAAGAGUCCUCCGACUCUCCUGUUUCUGGGGAUACUCUCCCAAGUUCCUCUGCUGCUGGCACUUCCCAGGAGCCUCGGGGAUCCCCAGCCACUAGCUCUCCUACUGCAGGUGUUUCACGCCCAAGAUCUAAUGCAGGUGCCAAGAGCCAAGCUGAGAAAAAGAAAAAUUCCUCUCAGGCCUCAACUUCCCCUGAGAGUGCUCGCAAAGAUCUUCUAACCAGGAAGGUAGGGAUGUUGAUGCAGUUCCUGCUAGAAAAGUAUACAAUGAGGGCACCCAUUUUGAAGUCAGACAUGCUGAAGAUCAUCCACAAAAGGUACAAGGAGCACUUGCCCGAGAUCCUCAGGAAAGCCUCUGAGCACAUGGAGCUGGUCUUUGGCCUGGAAUUAAAGGAAGUCAAGCCAGGCCGUCAUUCCUAUAUCCUGGUCAGCAGCCUAGACCUCACCACCGAUGGCAGUGUGAGCAGUGCCUGGGGCUUUCCUAAGAAUGGGCUUCUCAUGCCUCUUCUGAGUGUGAUCUUCUUGAGUGGCAACCGAGCCUCUGAGGAGGAUAUCUGGGAAUUCCUGAAUAUUUUGGGCAUCUAUGAUGGCAGGAAGCAUUUAGUCUUUGGGGACUCCAGGAAGCUCAUCACCCAAGAUUUGGUGCAGGAAAAGUACCUGGAGUACCGCCAGGUACCCGGUAGUGAUCCUCCACGCUUCGAGUUCCUGUGGGGCCCGAGAGCCCACGCUGAGACCAGCAAGAUGAGAGUCCUGGAGUUUUUGGCCAAGGUUCAUGAUACCGUCCCCAGCGCCUUCCCAUUCCAUUACGAAGAGGCUCUGCGAGAUGAGGAAGAGCGAGCCCGAGCCAGAGCCACAGCUGCGGCUGCCUCUACUACCCAGGCCGAUGCACGUUCCCAGGCGAAGUCCAGCCUCUCCUCUCCUCCCUAG